CCCCACCUCCCCCCCCCAAAAAAAAAAAAACACACAACAUAUUACCUUCCCUGGAAACAAACACGAGUACUUAGCCCUCUGGUUCUCCUAAUUAAGGUUUUCUCAUCCCAAACACAUACACACACAGCCACCCCCCACUCAGAGCAAGCCAGCUAGGGAGAGUCAGAGAUCUCUCUCUUACAUGGAGCACUACUGCUGGAAGCUGAGAUCACAAACAUCCUUCACCCGACCAUCUCUCAUUUACUGUCUCGUCAUUUUCGUACUCUUCACCACAACCAUGACAUGCUGUCUUGAUAUCAGUUUUACUUCAAUGUCCGGCAAAGCUGAUUUGUAUUUUCAGGAACAGAAACUUGACAAGAAACCGAGACAAGAAGACAGUAAAUUGGGGUCUUCUUCCGGGACCGGGAGUAGGAGGUUGUUGAGCGGGCCAGGGUCGUCGCCACCUCGUUGCAACUCAAAGUGCGGCAAGUGCACGCCUUGUAAGGCCGUUCAUGUGCCGGUGCCACCAGGAACGCCGGUGACUGCCGAGUAUUACCCGGAGGCCUGGAGGUGCAAAUGUGGCAAUAGGUUAUACAUGCCAUAAAUAUCCACCAUAUAUGCUCAUAUAUGUAUAUCAUUUUCCGAUCCUUACAUAUAUGCUUUGUCAUAAGGUUAUGAUCAUGAGUAGGAGAUCGACAACAAUAUUAGGUUAGUUUAGUCUAGUUAGUUUUGGUUGUCCUGAUUAUUGAGAUGAAUACGAAGUAUAGUGUCCUCUUAAUUAUUUA
Messenger RNA from Tripterygium wilfordii, 764 nucleotides. RefSeq names its product EPIDERMAL PATTERNING FACTOR-like protein 6. The coding region runs from base 182 to 583 and encodes 133 amino acids. The record is from RefSeq and is a predicted model, not a curated record. The transcript has 3 exons. NCBI's taxonomy places the organism in Eukaryota, Viridiplantae, Streptophyta, Magnoliopsida, Celastrales, Celastraceae. Gene Ontology annotation, biological process: guard cell differentiation; stomatal complex development.